GCUUAAAACUGAAAAACCAACAGCCUCUGAGAGCUCAUUUUGAGUCCAAGUCAAUAUGGGAAUAUCCAUGUGGCUCUUCACACACCCUAAUAUAUCCUUUGUUUUCUUAUCACUGAUUCUUCUCUAUGUUUUUCACGUUAUUUUUUGUGAAUUCCGGCGAGCCUAUGAGCUUUCUUGCCAAGGCCCGCCAAGCUAUCCCAUCAUUGGCUGCUUGCUUUCCUUCUGCAACAACCGCAACCGCCUCUUGGACUGGUACACUGACCUCCUAGCACAAUCAGCCACCAACACCAUCGUCGUGCACCGGUUUGGUGCACGACGCACGGUCGUCACGGCCAACCCGGAGAGUGUUGAGUAUAUGCUCAAAACCAACUUCAACAACUUCCCAAAAGGCAAACCCUUCACUGAAAUUCUUGGAGAUUUUCUGGGAUGUGGCAUAUUCAAUGUGGAUGGCGAGCUUUGGCGAACCCAACGCAAGUUGGCUAGCCAUGAGUUCAGCACCAAGUCUUUGCGUGAAUACAUCAUGAACACCUUGGAGGAAGAAGUGGAAAAGGGAUUGUUGCCACUCAUGGAGUCGCUGGCCAUGACAGCCCAAGUUGUGGACUUGCAGGAAUUGCUGAGAAGAUUUGGAUUCAAUGUGAUUUGUAAGGUCUUUUUGGGGGUUGAUCGGUGCUGCUUGGAUCCCUCUCUACCCAGUCCACCACUUGCAAGAGCUUUCGACACAGCCUCAGACAUAUGCGCAAGGCGUGCAGCAGCGCCCAUGUUCAUAAUUUGGAAGAUUAAGAGGUGGCUCGGAGUUGGUUCAGAGCAAAGACUUAGAAGAGCAGUUGAAGAGGUUCAUGCCUAUGUCAUGAAUGUAAUUGAAAACAGGAAGAAAAAGAUGGAAGAAGGCGAGGCAGAUACUCGUCAGGAAGACCUCCUGAGUCGGCUAAUAAUGGCAGGACAUGAGGAGGAGGUGACGAGGGACAUGGUCAUAAGCUUUAUCAUGGCGGGGAGGGACACAACUUCAGCAGCAAUGACGUGGCUCUUCUGGUUGCUUUCCCGCCAACCAGGUAUGGAGGAAGAUGUGGUGAAAGAGAUCGACGCUGCCGGAGAAAGAAUACUAGAUUUUGAAUCGUUGGAUUUGAGAUUGUUGAAGGCAUGCCUUUGUGAGUCCAUGAGGCUUUAUCCGCCCGUAGCCUGGGACUCGAAGCAUGCCAUAGCUGAUGACUUGCUGCCAGACGGUACACAUGUCCGGGCAGGAGAUAGAGUGACUUAUUUUCCCUAUGGGAUGGGCAGAAUGGAAGCACUGUGGGGGAAGGACCGACUGGAAUUCAGACCGGAUAGGUGGUUUCUUGAACCGGAAAAGGAAAGAUCGGCGUUGAAAAAGGUAUCCCCAUACAAGUUACCGACGUUUCAGGCAGGUCCAAGGGUUUGUCUCGGGAAGGACGUGGCUUUUAUUCAGAUGAAAUAUGUGGUGGCUUCCAUUCUCAGGCGGUUCGAGAUCAGACCGGUUGAGUCCGUUGAGCCGGUUUUCGUGCCGCGCCUGACAGCUCACAUGGCCGGCGGGCUGAAGGUUCUAGUCCGCAAGAGAGGGGAUGAUCACUCAGAUAAAAACUAGAAUAUAUAUUAAAUUAGUAGGAGUCAAUGGUAUUGUAUGAUUUGAGAUUUAUUGGACAGUGUAACAUGCCAUUAUGCGCCAUUCUUAAUGUAACACAAAGAUAUGAUUAUGUACAUAAGGCAUAUAGUAAACUCA
Molecule: messenger RNA, 1732 nt
Organism: Prunus mume (Japanese apricot)
Lineage: Eukaryota; Viridiplantae; Streptophyta; Magnoliopsida; Rosales; Rosaceae
Product: cytochrome P450 94B3
Molecular function (GO): heme binding; oxidoreductase activity, acting on paired donors, with incorporation or reduction of molecular oxygen; iron ion binding
Source: RefSeq, a predicted model, not a curated record